Molecule: messenger RNA, 1005 nt
Organism: Ruditapes philippinarum (Manila clam)
Lineage: Eukaryota; Metazoa; Mollusca; Bivalvia; Venerida; Veneridae
Exons: 2
Biological process (GO): DNA integration; DNA recombination
Molecular function (GO): DNA binding
Source: RefSeq, a predicted model, not a curated record
UUCAAUUUCACGAAUGCAGUGGAAGACGUUCCGAAUGUUAGCACCGGAAGCGGAAGUUCACCCAACACCAAUCCCGAGGGACUUCAUGACGUACUUGCCGAUGAAAUAGCAGUUCUACUAAAUUCCUCGGUUUCGGAAAAAACGAAACAAAUUUAUAACCAAGCUAUAAAUGCAUUCAAGAACUUUCGCUGUUUGCAUGAACUACCGGGUGUGUGGCCCCCGCCGGUGGAUCAUAUGGUUAAUUUUAUAGGUUAUCUCUCACUCAAAAAGUUCGCAUUUGCUACAGUUAACUCCUAUUUAUCCGGCAUUUCGUUUUUCUUAAAGAUGAAUGGUAUACCGGAUAAUACACAAUCAUUUAUAGUAAAAAAGAUGUUAUGUGGAAUGCGACGCAUCCGAUCAAAAAAGGAUUUGCGUGUUCCAAUAACGCUACAGGUGCUUCUUCGCUUCCCAAUGAAAGUUGCAUAUUCAAACUAUGAAUCAAUAUUGUACAUAACGGCCUUUGUUUGUGCAUUUUUUGGUUUUCUGCGGGUAGGCGAAAUAGCCGUUGACACAAAGAAAUCAGACACCAAUAGAGUCGUUCAGUUAGGAGACCUUAGAUUUUCGGAGAACGAAUGUUUUUUAACAAUAAGAUUUUCCAAAACCGAUCAGUUUGGGUCGUCGGUAACACUGACAUUUUGUGUAUCACAUUACCCUGAGAUAUGUCCCUAUAUACUACUUCGCCAUUACAUUACUUUACGCCCUCAAAUAGACGGUCCUCUAUUUUGCCAUUUCAGUGGGCAACCAAUGACUAAAUAUCAGUUCCGUUUCAUGCUUCGCAAAUGUUUAAAUUUUCCUCAACAUUGACUCAAUAUAAAAAGCCAUUCAUUUCGUAUUGGCGCGGCUACCACAGCUUCUCAAUUAAAUAUCUCUGACGAUAUUAUAAUGCAAAUGGGUAGGUGGUCUUCGAAAUCCAGGGCUUAUAAGAGAUACAUUAGGUUAGAUAAGAUAAUUCCAUAAAAAAAUUAU